Molecule: messenger RNA, 3915 nt
Organism: Agelaius phoeniceus (red-winged blackbird)
Lineage: Eukaryota; Metazoa; Chordata; Aves; Passeriformes; Icteridae
Gene: HOOK1
Product: hook microtubule tethering protein 1
Biological process (GO): cytoskeleton-dependent intracellular transport; cytoplasmic microtubule organization
Cellular component (GO): cytoplasm; centrosome
Molecular function (GO): dynein light intermediate chain binding; microtubule binding
Source: RefSeq, a predicted model, not a curated record
GGGGGGACGCGGCAGCCACCGCCGCUAUGGAGGCGAAACCGGCGGACCCGCUGCUCUGCGACAGCCUCAUCCUCUGGCUCCAGACAUUCAAUACAGCUGCACCCUGCAGGGAUGUCCAGGACUUGACUAACGGGGUUGCCAUGGCUCAGGUGCUUCACCAAAUAGAUGUUGCCUGGUUUGAUGCAUCUUGGCUCAGUCGCAUCAAAGAAGAUGUUGGUGACAACUGGAGAAUAAAGUCCAGUAAUUUGAAGAAGAUACUGCAAGGAAUUAUGGACUACUAUCAUGAGUUCCUGGGUCAGCAGAUUGCAGAAGAGCUUAUUCCAGACUUGACCCGGAUAUCUGAGAAUUCAGAUCCCACUGAACUGGGCAGGCUCCUGCAGCUUAUUUUGGGUUGUGCAGUCAACUGUGAGAAGAAACAAGAGCACAUACAGAAUAUCAUGACCCUUGAGGAGUCUGUUCAGCACGUUGUCAUGACAGCCAUUCAAGAGCUCAUGAGCAAGGAGGUAACAAGUGCUUCUCCAUGUGAUGCAUCAAGUGAAGUGGAACUGCAGCUUAAAAAAGCCUUGGAAGACCUUCAGGAAGCACGAGCAGAAAAAGAGGAAUUGGCACAAAGAUGUCAAGAGCUGGAUUUGCAGGUGGCUGCCCUCCAGGAUGAGAAAAACAGCUUGAUGUCAGAAAAUGAGAUUAUGAAUGAUAGACUAGAGCAAUUAGAUGACUCUCUUGAUGAUCCAAAUACCAUGGUUGCAAAAAAGUAUUUUAGUGCACAGUUGCAGCUGGAACAAUUGCAAGAAGAAAACUUCAGGCUUGAAGCUGCAAAAGAUGAUUAUCGUGUCCAUUGUGAAGAUCUGGAAAAGCAAUUGAUUGAGCUGCAACAUAGAAACAAUGAACUGACCUCUCUGGCAGAAGAAUCAAGAGCCUUGAAAGAUGAAAAUGACAUUCUUAGGGCCACUGCAGACAAGGCAAGCAAGCUGGAGUCGACAGUGGAAGUGUAUCGGAAGAAGCUGCAGGACCUGAACGAUUUCCGCAGGCAGGUCAAGUCCCUGCAGGAGACCAACAUGAUGUACAUGCACAACACCGUCAGUCUGGAGGACGAGCUCAGGAAAGCCAACGCAGCACGGGCCCAGCUGGAAACCUACAAGAAACAGGUCCAGGAGCUUCAUAACAAACUGUCUGAAGAAUCCAAAAGAGCUGAUAAGCUGGCAUUUGAAAUUAAGCGACUCGAAGAAAAAUAUGAAGCUUUAAUGAAAGAAAAAGAGAGACUGAUAGUGCAGUGUGAUGCAUUAAGAGAGACAAAUGAGGAGCUCCGGUGUGCACAGAUGCAGCAGGAUCACCUGAGUCAAACAGGUGAAAAAAGCCAUGAGAAUCUUGCUGCUGAAAUUCUGCCAGUGGAAUAUAGGGAAAUGUUCAUUCGGCUGCAGCAUGAAAAUAAGAUGCUUCUGCUGAAACAGGAGGGAUCAGAAAAUGAACGGAUUGCUGAGCUCCAGGAAGAGCUGGAGCAGAAGCACCGGACAGUGAACGAGCUGGAAACUGAGAAAAGGCUCAAUGAGGAGCGUAUUGGAGGAUUACAGCAGCAGAUUGAAGAUCUGCAAAAGACUUUACAGGAGCAGGGAUCCAAGACUGAAGGAUCCAGCAACCUGAAGCAGAAAUUGGCAGCACACAUGGAAAAGUUGAACGAGGUUCAUGAUGAGUUACAGAAGAAGGAGGCUGAUCUGGCAGAGCUCCAGCCUGAUGACAGUCAGAACCCCCAGAAGAUUGGAGAGCUGGAAGCAGCUUUACGAAAAAAAGAUGAGGAUAUGAAAGCAAUGGAAGAAAGAUAUAAAAUGUACCUUGAAAAAGCAAGGAAUGUGAUAAAAACCUUAGACCCCAAGCUAAAUCCAGCAUCAGCAGAAAUUAUGUUGCUCAGAAAACAGAUACUGGAAAAAGACAAAAGAAUUGAAGCACUAGAGAAUGAAUACAAAAUAGCCAAGCUACGUGACUAUGAGGAAAAGCUGAUUGUAACUGCAUGGUACAACAAGAGCCUGAGCCUGCAGAAGCUGGGCAUGGAGGCCAGGCUGGUGGGCAGCAGCGGCGGCUGCGGGGCCGGGCCCGGCCGCUCCUUCCUGGCGCAGCAGCGUCACGUCACCAACACCAGGAGGAACCUCACUGUUAAAGUACCAGGUGCAACUUCUGAUUAAACACGAGGACAUGAGGAAGACUCACAUGCUAAAGUGUCCUUAAAUGUUUUAUACCUUUCCACUUUACCUACUUGAUGAAAGAGGAGGUUGGAAUGCUGGGCAGCUGCAAAUGACAACAUCAGAGCCUGUCAGGAAGGGAUGAAGGUGAUCAGCCAGAGGGUAGCAUGUAGUUUUCCAAGUAGAUUUAAUAACUGCAGCAUGUACAAGCACAACUUGAAAGAUUUCUAUUUGCCUUCAGAUUAUAUUGUAAAUAUGAAAUUUGGCACUAUAUAUUUAAAACUUUAUUUAAGUGGGUUUGGGCUAGAAAGUUGACUUUUAUAAUGGGAAGAUGUUAUGCAAAGGUGUACUUCAGGAAACUGGCAAUAUUGGGCAUUUUUGCUGGGCUCUUCUGAAAACAGAUCUAAAGGAUUGGUAGCAUCUUUUAAAAAAAGAUUUUUUUAGAGUAGAAAGUACAAUUUUAAAAGCAAGAAAGUACUUGCAUUUAUAGAAGAAAAUAAAGGUGUGGUACCAGUUGUUAUGUAACAGAAGACAGGAUUUGUUUUAUGAGAAGCAGAAUUUCUCAGUUUAUUUAAAAAACAAAGCAAAGGUUAAGUUGGUGCAUAUAGCACUGAGGAAAGCCUGUCUUUAAGAUGUUGAAUUCACUUAAGCCAAAAAAGCUUGUCUUUUCCUGGGUAAGAAAAAAGCUAUUACAGUAACUCAAAAGUCUGGGCUAUAUUUUGAAAGUCUGGCAUAUUGGUAUACUGCAUUUAUCUGCAGAAAGGGGAUUAGGUGGGAAGGAGCCCCAUUUAUUUCAACCUAUUUAUACAAGCCUGUGCAUGGAAAUUGCAUUUCCUCUUUUUUAAAUGUAAUUUCACUUGGCUAUUCUGAACUAACUGUGCUAGGUGGAGGAGUGAGAGAUGGCUGUGGCAGUUACUGGCAGCAGAGGUUGUUUGUUGGCAGGGAGCAAAGUGCAUAAGCUGUAAUAGUUUGAUUGAAGAUUAAAUGGGGGUUGUUACCUGACAUCUGUGUGCAGUAAGUUGCUGUCUUUCACAAAACUUGUGACUUUAUUUCCCAAAUGUCUAACUCUUGUUUUGAAUUGUAAUGUUAGGAAACCUGUUAAUGUUUGUUCUUUGCAAAUGGUCUAGAAAAAGUUCGUUAUACCAAUAGUUAAAUAAAAUAAAAUUGCAGCAGCCCUUAAAAUGAAAUUAAUACACUUAAAUUAAGUAUUUGAGGGUGCUGUACCAGACCCCCAUCUCAUAUAAAAUUCAGCUGCCUAUGAGAAUGAAAACACACCUGUCUUACCAUUAAGGCCAUUUUUUAUUUGAGAACAGGGUUCAGCUAUACAGAAUUUUAAAGUUUUGAAUUGUGACAUUUGGAUAGUGUGUCAUUUUGCCUGCCCUUCACUAUAGCUUGUCCUUUGAUUUCUUCCUUCCCCCACAUCUUAAAUCUUUAAUUGGGCAUUGCAUGUCAUGCCAGAGAAAAGGCAAGCAUUCAUUUUUGAUACAACUUACUUAGGGUUGCUUCUUAGUUGUGGUGGUUGUUUUCCAGUGCUGUAUGUAUGAAUAGGCAUUCAACAGAUUUCCUCCUUCACAAGGCAUUGUUUAAAAGCCAGGCUCGUGCUCAGUGUGGCAUGAGCCAGAUAUGUGGCUGUUGGAGAGUGUCUGUGGUGGUGUUCUUCAGGACUCUAUGCUUCUUUGGACUACCUCGUGGGUUUUGAGGUCUUUUAUUGCUGCAGUGGUGUUAGUGGAGUUGGUGUUGUUAA